Bombyx mandarina (wild silkworm) is the source of this 1339-nucleotide messenger RNA. It is a transcript of the gene Ktl, whose product is annotated as BTB/POZ domain-containing protein Ktl. Gene Ontology annotation, biological process: protein homooligomerization. The record is from RefSeq and is a predicted model, not a curated record. NCBI's taxonomy places the organism in Eukaryota, Metazoa, Arthropoda, Insecta, Lepidoptera, Bombycidae.
AUGGCGGACGCUCCGCCUGAGGUCCUCGAGCUCAACGUGGGCGGCGUGCACUAUGCCACUACGCGCGAUACGCUGAUACGCGAGCCAGACUCGCUGCCCGCCGCCGCGCUUCAAGAUCCCGACCAUCCGCGCGACGCUCGUGGUCGCAUCUUCUUCGAUAGAGACGGCGUUCUCUUCCGCUAUGUGCUCGACUACCUCAGAGACGGUGGACUCGUUUUGCCGGAGUGCUUCAGAGAACACAAGCGCCUCGCGAGGGAAGCCAAACAUUACAGACUAGUGGGGCUCGAGAAUGCAGUCCGAGAAGCAGAUCCUCGUCCGCCAAAUCGCGAGCGAGGAUGCAUCACGGUGGGAUACCGGGGCAGUUUUGCAUUCGGACGCGACGGCCUCGCCGAUGUAAAGUUCCGUAAGUUGUCUCGCAUUCUCGUGUGCGGUAAAGUAACGCUGUGUCGAGACGUCUUCGGCGAGACAUUGAACGAGUCUCGCGACCCUGACCAUGGUCUGGCCGACAGGUACACGUCGCGAUUUUUCUUGAAGCAUUCUUUCAUCGAGCAGGCUUUCGACAUGUUGCAAGAGAACGGAUUCAAACUGACGGCCAGCUGUGGCAGCGGGACCGCCGGUGGAGCCGCCGAACUGAAACCCGGCGUCGACUCUGAAGAGAAUCGUUGGAACCAUUACAACGAAUUUGUGUUCGUGCGUGAAUAGCUACCGGACUUAUACGUAUAUGACGGGCGUUCUGUUAAUAGGUGCGCGAUUUGCAUUUCUAGAAGAUAAUAAUUUUCGCAUCAAUGGCAAUAUCAAUUAAAUAUAAUUCGAAUUGCGUGAUUUCGAUUGACGUAAGUAAUUCACAUAGUUUACGACGAUAAGUAAAUAGGUACCUUAAACGAUGCUUUUUUUUUCGAUAAAGAUAUAAUUAAAUUAUUUAUAAUAAAACAAUCUUGAUAGUGUAAUUAUAUUUACAAAUUACAGUAGAUUUGAACUUUAUUUCCUAUUUUAUGAUCUAAACAAAAUUAUAAAAAAUAUAUAGAUAAAUAUCGUUAAAUUGUUAAUUGUAAUCGAUCAUGAAACAAAUAGGUAGUAUUUAAUCUAAAUGAUAAAUUAGUAGUUUAAAUUCUCUAGGACUGUUGUAUGUACUGUUACCUAUUUAUAGUGUAUUUUCAAAUCAUUUUAUACUCUAUGUGUAAUUCUCGUUACUGACACCGUGGUGUAGAUUUAUAAAUAUUGCCAAAUCAAGCUAAUAUUUUGUGAUAAAUAAUAUUUCAUUACAAACGUUAUUUAUAUAUAAACUGUACGUAUUUUAUGAGUUAUUUUUUUUAUUUUAUUUAACACGUUGAACACCAUG